AGUGUCCCGGCUGUGUAAUUCGGUCGGAACGCAAAUGAUCGAGGGCGAUGAGUGAUCCAGCCGGGAAGCGCCGCGCGUUACGCACUUAUAAUGCAUCUGAAUGCGAAGAGAAGCUACGAGAGCGCCGUGAGAUAGUAGACAAAAAUGGGCAGGAAGAAGACUCAUGCAUCAUCGAGGGGUAAACAACAGGGUCCAUCACCGCAACAGAGACAUAUAUCCGCGGCGAAAAGGAAUGAGCUCAAUGUCCUGUGCGAGAAACUCUUUCAUCUGAGUAGCAAUCCAGCGUAUGUGACGCAAUCAUGGAACAACUACUUGGAUAUAUCAGAAGUUCUGCUGAAGGUUAAACGUCUGGAGGAGAUGAAGACGGAAUCAUCUCAGCGAUCCCAGGGGAUUGGACAAUUCAUAAAUUGGCUGACGGAGAAUGGGGCGCAAGUGGAUGGCUUGAGUAUCGCCGAGUUUCCAGGAUAUGAUCUGGGACUGAAGGCGCAGACCGACUUUGCUGAGAACCAAUUGAUCCUCGAAAUACCUAGAGGGCUCAUCUUCAGCACGUAUACCGCAGCAUCAGAAUUGACUAUUCUACAAAAUGAUCCACUGGUGCAGCAUAUGCCGCAAGUGGCUUUGGCCAUAGCGCUUCUCAUAGAGAGACACAAGGAGAACUCCAAGUGGAAGUCUUACUUAGAUAUGCUUCCAAGCAGUUAUAAUACAGUUUUAUACAUGAAGACUAAUGACAUGAUUGAGCUGAAAGGCAGUCCUACAUUAGAGGCUGCAUUGAAACAAUGUCGAAACAUCGCGAGGCAGUAUUCUUACUUUAACAAAGUAUUUCAAAAUACCAACAACGCUGUUUCAGCGAUACUUAGAGACGUUUUUACUUACGAAAGAUAUUGCUGGGCAGUUUCCACGGUGAUGACGAGGCAGAACCUGGUUCCAAGUCCCGAUGGUUCACGCAUGAUCCACGCUUUAAUCCCGAUGUGGGAUAUGUGCAAUCACGAGAACGGAAGGAUUACGACGGACUUCAACGCGACUUCGGAUCGUUGCGAAUGCUACGCGUUGAGGGACUUCAAGAAAGGAGAACAGGUGUUCAUAAGUUACGGCUCGAGAACAAACUCCGAUUUCUUCGUGCACUCGGGCUUCGUCUGCAUGGAUAACGAACAAGAUGGCUUUAAACUUCGUCUUGGUAUUAGUAAAGCGGAUUCUCUUCAGAAAGAACGAAUAGAACUGUUGAGCAAACUGGAUUUGCCGUCAGUAGGAGAAUUUUUACUGAAACCUGGUACGGAGCCGAUCUCCGAUACGCUAUUAGCUUUCUUGCGAGUGUUCAGUAUGCGAAAAGCUGAGCUCACACAUUGGUUACGCUCGGACAAGGUCUUCGACCUGAAGCAUGUGGACUGUGCGUUGGAGACAGUCGUUGAGGAGAAUGUCAGAAAAUUUUUGCUGACCAGGCUGCAGCUUUUAAUCGCUAAUUAUCCUACAACAUUGAAGGAGGAUCUAGAGUUACUGGAGACCACGUUGCCGCAAAUGAAAAAAAUGGCAGUUCAAUUGAGGGUCACGGAAAAGAGAAUUCUUUCGGGUGCACUCGAAUACGUAGAGCAAUGGAUAAAGGCUUAA
Messenger RNA from Mycetomoellerius zeteki, 1602 nucleotides. RefSeq names its product SET domain containing 3 (gene Setd3). The transcript has 8 exons. The record is from RefSeq and is a predicted model, not a curated record. Gene Ontology annotation, biological process: peptidyl-lysine monomethylation; peptidyl-lysine trimethylation; actin modification. Bases 145 to 1602 code for a protein of 485 amino acids. NCBI's taxonomy places the organism in Eukaryota, Metazoa, Arthropoda, Insecta, Hymenoptera, Formicidae. Gene Ontology annotation, molecular function: protein-lysine N-methyltransferase activity; protein-L-histidine N-tele-methyltransferase activity; protein binding.